Schistosoma spindalis is the source of this 4422-nucleotide messenger RNA. The record is from the annotation of a GenBank genome assembly. Lineage: Eukaryota; Metazoa; Platyhelminthes; Trematoda; Strigeidida; Schistosomatidae.
UCUGUCAUAAAUCCUAAUUCUUCGGCAAUACUUGUUGCUGGGAUGGGAAAUUGUGUUUCUGGUGUUCGUACUGCAUUACUUUCGGUUUGAAUCGACACAUUUCGAUUAUGAUUUUCGGAGUAUCUGCUAGCUUUUUGUUAUUUGUAAUCUUCGUCUAAAUAACACACGAAAGUGUCCAUUGAAAACUAAUCCAUUUAAUAUAAACCAAUAUAUAAUUAUUUAUAAAAUCUACUUUGCAACUUUUUUGAAAGCAACAACGAAUGCAAAAUCAACUCUUGUGUACUUCAGUCACAUACAACCGCUGCUCCAGCUGAUUCUACUUCUGCAAACCUGGGUCAUGGAGGAAAUAUUGGACAAAAUUACGAUACAGAAACCGAAUCUGUACAUAGUGCUAACCAAGAUCGCAUUGCUCCUCUACGGAAUUUUCACAAUUAUAAAUCUAGUGGUCGACAUCAUUAUACAACGAGUGGUAGUAGUCAUAUUACUCAACAGACAACCCAUAGUGGUUCACGCCAUCGCCACUAUCGCCAUUUACCUAGUUCAAAUACCUAUGAAGCUCCUUCAGUGAUGAGUUCUGAUUUAGAAUCAACUAGCUUCUUAGACUCGGAAGAAGAAUCUAGCAGGUUUUCAUCAGUCACUGGAACAACAUUAUCUUCCCGUCGGUAUGGCCGUGCACGUCGCAGACGAAGACGUAGGCGUCCACCACCAAUCAGCCGGGCCUCUUCGUUCAGCAGUAUUACAGACUCCACCAUGUCUUUAAAUAUUGUGGCAGUUACGUUGAAUAUGGAUAUCGUCAAUUUCUUGGGUAUCAGUAUAGUUGGUCAGUCAAAUAAAUCUGGAGAUGGUGGGAUUUAUGUAGGUUCUAUCAUGAAAGGUGGUGCUGUCGCUCAAGAUGGACGAAUUGAACCUGGGGAUAUGAUUUUGGAAGCGAAUGGGAUUAGUUUUGAAGAAAUGAGUAAUGACGAUGCAGUUCGCACAUUACGAGAGCAGGUUCAGCGUCCUGGACCUAUUACAUUAGUUGUUGCUAAAUGUUGGGAUCCUAAUCCAGCCGAACGUUAUUUUACAAUACCUCGCCAAGAACCUGUACAUCCUAUUGAUCCGCGUGCCUGGGUGUUACAUACCAAUGCAAUGACCGCACCAGACUCACAGGUUCAAAGUAGUGAUAUACAUAGACAAGUUAAUGGGACUUCCAUGACUGGUGCCUCUUCAGGUGGUGAGUCUAGCUCCACUCUUAGUCCCCCUGGUCUUACCCCUGGUAUGAGUAUGGGCACUUUGACAUCAGGGCAAACUUCAAUGCCUCUAGGUACAAGUGCAGCAGCGUUCAAUAUGGCUGCUUUACUUGCAGCCUCUAAACAAAAACAGCAACAAGAACAAGAACAUCAGCAGCAACAACAUUUACUUCAACAACGAAUUCAUUUAUCACAACCCGCAUUUUAUCCUGCAUCAAAUUUAUUACUUCCUCAUGGUUAUACUCAACAGAUCGCUCCUAGCAUUGUUACUGCAUCCAGCUCGCUGCCGGAGAUUGAACGUUAUUCAGACCCCAUUCCAUUAAGUCUAUCGACAAGUAUUCCCACAGUUAUUCGUGCAAUGCUCCAACCUGAUUCUGGUCUCGAUAUUAGAGAUCGUAUCUGGCUCAAGCUAACCGUACCAAACGCGUUUAUAGGUUCUGAUCUAGUUGAUUGGCUUUUCCGUCACUUGGAUGGUUUGACCGAUCGCCGAGAAGCCCGAAAGUAUGCAUCUAAUCUGCUCAAAUUGGGAUACAUUCGGCAUAUUGUAAAUAAAUUAACUUUUUCGGAACAAUGUUACUAUGUCUUCGGGGAUAUAAGCGAACAUAUGUCUUGCUUAAGCCUAGAAGAAGUUGAUAGUGUCAGUGAAGUCGGUGCACAUUCUCAUCCUAAUUGGGGGCACAAUACAACAAGUACUAGUUUAACUGUUAGGGCUGGUGCUAAUGGUAGCAUGCCAGAUUACAAUCCGGGUUUUGUUGGAUCUCAUGGAAUCGGAGCAGCAAGUAGAGAAGGGAAUAGCAGUCAGUAUAGCACAGUCCCACCGAUGUAUCAUCCGCCUGCUCCGCCUCUUGCUGCUCCUAUUCGUCAGUUGAUCGCAGACGGUCAAAAUAUAGCUGCUAACGCAAAUCUCCAGCAGCCACACAGUGGGCCCCGAUUGAACAAUGGAAAUAGAGAUAAUAUUUCAGGCUAUUCCAGUUCAACAUCUAGCACAAGUAGUGAGUCUGGUCAUUUCACUCAUGAAAUUCCUGGACAUACGAAAUCGCGCCCCAAAGAAACAUCUGCAACAAACCACAUUGGGGCUCAGGGAUUCAACCAUUCUAGACAGCAAGAUCCAGUUUUACCAAAUGUACGGUCACUAAAACAUCAACAUUCCCAGUCAAAUUCUAAUUUGGCACAAAGUCUCUCUGCUACUGGUGGUGUUUCAGGCAAUCAGUCUAGAUUAAGACCUCCUUUUUAUUCUAAUGGUAAUGAUAUAUCUCAACAGAAUGAGCUUGCAGCAUCAUCUACAGGAUCUAGUUCGACUUCUUUUGGAAACCCAAGACAGAAUGUUCCCACUAAUAAUUCUGAUGGCAAGCAACACCAAACACAGGAUUCAGUUAAACGAGAUUCUAUGCUCAGUUCGAAAAGUAGUAGCAGCAGUAGCUGUACUCCGUUGAAUGCAAACAUGCAAGAAACGCGACUGUUCAAUUCACAUCGGCUGUCUCAUAUGUCAAAUCACCAAAAUUGUGCUCCUCCUCCUCCACCACGAAUUUCAACUGCUGUUUCUGGUUUCACACUCACAAGUCAUCCUUAGACAGUAAGAAUUGUUAUACAAAUCCUCCUCAUUUGGCGUCGGUAUUUUGUGGUUAGGUCUGAAAUCAGCACGGUCUCUAAAGUGGGUUGCCGAGUGUUCUCAGUAGCACUUAAAAAUAGACUCUGGUCAGCUCGAUGCGUGAACCUGUUUCUACUUAGCUGAUAUCUAAUUUGAGUUGGCGGUAAUUAUUUCAAGUCCAUUGUUUUAUCAUACUCAUCUACUAACAAGUGAUAUAACUUAAUUAUCUAAAUCAUAAUUAACCAGAAGAUGAUACAACACGUUAACACAAUAUUUUGUUUAUACACUAAACAUAAGCGACUUACUAGUUGCCCUGUGUCAAUAUAGUGACUCAGACAGUAAUAUCAUAGUAGAUGUUAAUUCAUAUCAAUGACACAAAAUCGAGUACUAGGAUUUAAAACCAGUGUUAAAUUUUUAGAUUAGACUAGCUCGCAGACAAUGCGCACUACUUGGUUGAUGUUUUACCCUUUCACAUAAAGUCUUACCACUGAUUUUUAUCUCGUGGUCCUUAACUCCCUUCUAUUUAAUGGUUGCACCGAUAGUCAUUAGUAGAACUUCCAGUCACCAUUUAAUCUAAACAUGUAACAUAUGUAUUUCAAACUAAUCUGUUAAUACGAGUUCACUACUCAAUGCUUUAGUUCGCUUGUAAGAAAGAUUAACUUUAACCCAGUGACUAUUGAAUCACUUUUAACUAACAUCUUUCUGUCAAAUGCUCCAGGGCUAUUUACUUAUAAAUACAUUAAUUCCUACUUUAUAUAUAUAUAUAUAUAUAUAUAUAUAUAUAUAUAUAUAUAUAUGGCGCUCACCAAAGUAUAAUAUAUUUCUGUGUUCAUUGAGCUUAUUUCAGUGCAUAAAGUAUACUACUGAUUCAUCUGUUUUUUACUCGUCUUAGAAUUUGUAUCUUUAAUUCGCCUGUAUUUAUUUUUGAGUAUAAAGCCUCUUAAUGCUUACAAAGAAACAUUACACUAUCGUUUGCCUCUUUUAGUGAAAUCUGGAAAAACAGAAUUACCGUGGUUUGGGAAGAUUUUUCUACCUCAUCCCAUCUCUUCUCGAAGGUUUCCAAAGAGAUAUAAUUAUUUUGACCACUUCGUUGUAAUUACAGUGAUAUGUGAUACUCGGAUUUCCGUAAUAUAACCUCAUUUCUUCACAAAGAAGCUCAUCCACAACUCAGGCCAUUUUUUUCCGAUUUUAUACUCAUGAAAGUUUUUUCCCUGAUACAUAGUUCACUCACGCGUUAAGUUGUAUAUUGUGCAAUCAUUAACACUUUAAAAUACCCUAUUUGACAAAAAGAUAUCAACUCCUCUUGUAAUCAAUCUCAUAGUCUACCUCGAUGUAUUGUUUAUCAUUUAUCUAGUUACAACUUAUUGUCUUGUUCUUGAAAUGGACUCCCAUAUUACAUAUUAUGUACCAAUCCUUUUUUAUCUACCUAAUUCAUUUUUAUCUCAUUUUCUUUCUUUCUUAACUAACAGAAUGUGCUUUAUUUAACCGUAUUAUUCAGUUUCCUACUCCAGAAAUAAUUUUUUCCUUGAAUUCAGUUGUCGUUACGUAUAAUAUUUGAUUGAUACUUAAAUCAUUUACAAUUUUCAAAUCAAAACUUUUAACUAA